Marchantia polymorpha subsp. ruderalis is the source of this 5931-nucleotide messenger RNA. The record is from the annotation of a GenBank genome assembly. Lineage: Eukaryota; Viridiplantae; Streptophyta; Marchantiopsida; Marchantiales; Marchantiaceae.
GAACUCGCAUUCGCCCCGCGGUGCCUCUUUCCAUCUCUCGUCUCGUGGACGGGGAGUUCUUUCUCCAGUUCGUAGUGUAGUUAUUCUUUGUCAGUUAAAGACGAGCGCGUCAGUUUGUUCGAAGUGCGUGGAGGGGAAGAAAAUGUGUUGAGAAUUUGGGCAAUGCUGGGCUGGAAGGUUAGUACGUUCGAUGCCCAGGGCCGAGGAAAUCUCGUGGCAAGAUGAUGGCGAUUGCCGUCGCAUCGCUUCUUUGAGACUCGUCUUUGCGUGUCGGUCGUCGCCGAAGACGGAAUCCUGGCAAUGCGAGUGGUUUUCAGCUAUGGAUGUACCUUUUCGAAAGCAGUUUGCUUCCUUCCCCUUUCAUCUUGAGGAAGCUCUGACGCUAAAGCAUGCACAAAAUGAUCGGCAUGUGAGUGGAUUGAGAUGGAAAUUCUCACCUCUCCUGGUUUGAAGCUUUUCGGCAGAUUCAGCCUCACCGGGACUGUGUAAGCUCCUCAGAUUUUCUGAUACCGAGAAACUGCCAACCGAUAAUGUGAAUGGACAGUGGCACUGGUGGACAGGAAGUACCGGCAUUGGAUCGGAUAAUGUGGCGGUUCGUCGCACCGAACUUCAAACAGUACGUGGAUAAAGUUUGAAGGAACGUCGCCAGUCUCGAUGGAUAGCAGGGAAUUGUGUUGACUGUCAUGCUGGGGAGUCCUGAGUUGGCUAAAUAUCGAUGGAGUCUAUCGAGAAAAUGGUCUUGGAGCAGAAAAUUCGGUUUCUGGCGUGCGACAUUCUAUUCAAAGGCGCGCCGCAAACUUUUGAAGAGGUUUGUCAAAGCUGUAGGCUCUUCACUGUUACACCCGCUGAGCUACUUGGAUACACUUUCGUGCAAAUUAAAUUUGGUAACUGCCUAGCAACGGCAUUGUUCAUUCCCUUCCCUGGAUCCAUUUACGUCACACAGGCAUAUUGUCAAGAAAUUGGCAGAAAGUCCAUUCUAACCCCUUUCAGUCUCUAUCAGAGACAAGGUGGAAAAUGGUUAAAGAAAGCACCAUCUCUCUUGCCCUCUCUUCCCGGUCUGACAAAUCCGAAGGACGCGUCGGCGGGGAUGAAGAGCGAGUUUACUACCUGUCACAUUCCCACGGUAGACCGAGCGAGUUCAGAAAUUUCUCGCCUGCCUACUGGUGUACACGAUGUCCUGCCAUGCCCAUCUAGUUGUGAACCAGCUCUUGCUCAUGCAGCUGUGACAGACAGAGAAAUACAUGCACCGUCGAACGCUUCAAAUUGGCCGGUGCGUGGGUCGGUCCUCCCCAAAGAGCGAAAAAUGGAUGAAGCCACAUCAUAUUUUGCCUCUCCGCGGGGAGCAUCAGUUGAAUUCUUGACGUGUCCCUCUAACUGCGAAUCUGCUUCCAGUCAAGUGCCAAGUGAGGUCAGGGUUGUUCGCGAGGAUGAAUUGGGUCACCAAAGUCUCAUGCUGCGGAAUCAGAAUGCAGUUUCGUCCUCCUGUCCACUGGAGGAGACAGAAGGAGUUGCUUCCGUGGCUGUUCACGUGGUUGCGAGUGAGGAAUCCACACCGAGGCGAGGUAGGAGGCCCAGAGUGGCUCAAAAGUUGGAAACGAGAAGCAAAAUUCCGAAGGAGAUGGAGAGGGAAUCAGCUCAAAAAUCUGGACUGUCGAGCCGCGUGACUCGAUCAGCCACAGCCCAGCUACCGAGGAGAGGGUUGGGAACAUCUCAGAGGAAGAGAGAGAGAAGUUUUAUUGAGAGCACAGGAGACAAGGAUCCCCGUGAGAAGAAAAUGCGAGGUAGGAAGAAAGGGAUGAGGUCCCCUCCUACCGUCAAAGAGGAGAUGAUGGAAGUGGAUUCUGUUCCUCCUACACAUUGUGAUAACAGGAUCGUAGUUCAGCCUCUGCUUGGUGCUUUUGAGCGUUCUGAAGUGGUAGGUGAUACGCGAGUUAACCUUUCUGGGACUAAGAAGGCAGGCGCUGUGCAUGAAGAGAAUGUAUCCCAACUCGUUCCUAUGGAGGCUGAAGCAGGAUCAGGUAAGAAAUGGAAAGCAGGGAGGAGAAAGUCGACCUCGUUGAUAGAACCGGAGAGUAAAGUUUCUCUGCUACCGGGCAGUUCAAAUGCUGUGACGGUUACUCCCUCCUCUCCGAAGUUAGUUUCUGCACUUGGACGCCACGGUUGCCAUCUUGCGCAGGAGGCAUGUCCGGUAUUGGGAGGAAUGGUUCAUGGGGAAGCAGUCAGUGCAGCGAGAAUUAGUAUUUCUGGUGCUGCAGAGUCAGAGUAUGCUGGAAAUGCAAACACAUCUGAGAAAGGUUUUGCUGAAAAGUUUGACCAGCCUUUCCUAGAAUCGUUUCCAGAAUUCUGUGCUGGAACAGAUGCAGAGAUUCUCUGUGAAAAUAAGGAGUCAUUCACAUGUGACAAGUCAGCAGCUUUCGAAUUAGAGCAACUAUUAUACAUUAGCGACUCCGAAGAAAAUUCGUCUACAGCAGUACUUCCGAGCCCAUUUAUGGAGCCACUUAAAAUGCCUCCUGUGCUUACGGCUCCAUACGUUGCUACUGCUCGAGCCCUUAGUUUAUCGCCACCAAAGCUGGCAGCCGGAAGAAGGUCCAUGUAUACGGACACGGUGCAACUACAAGCUACCCAUGAUCAUGAGGUGGAUGUUCCAACUGUAGAGGGAGUUACCGAAACAGAACUGGGCUCUAGGACGGAAUCUCUUGAGCAUUUAAGUCGUAUCAACGAAGUGCUUCGAGAGAUGAAUACCAUCAUGACAUCGUCGACUGCCGAGCCUAUCGAAGAUAUAAGUCGGAAGGAACCACCUUAUUGUGAUGGUGACAGGAUGCAAUCUACCGCAGAAGGGGUGGAGCUUUUUGCAAGUUUACCAUGCGCUGAAGUUUCAGAGAACGCCUCAAUGGAUCAGCGAUUUGGAGAAAUCAAUGGUCUUUGUAUCAACGGAGCAUCUCUCAAUGCCGUAGAGAAGGGACUUGUUUCAAGCGUGAAGCUUCUCAAGUAUGACUGUGUAAACGGUGAGCAGCUUGUGACUGGAUCUGAGUUGAGGGAGGAAGAAGUAGAGCCUUGUGCAGAUUCACGCCCAGGUGCCUCUGAGAUCAUCUGUUCCAAUGCCAGAGGAGAUAACCCGCUGCCAGCUGAAACAGGACCCAGUUUAAAUGCCCAUCAGCACUUAGAAACUGGUUGUUGCCUUUCAGAGAAAAUUGAUGAUGGUGGACAAUGUGAUACGGCCGUUAGUGUAGAGGAAUCCGAUACCUGUUCUCAUUCCGUACCGGAGAUAGCUUUAAAUGUACAGGCGGAGGGAUGCAUACAAGGAUUUGCAAUGGAAGAGGAUGUCAUGCAUUUGAGUAGUGUAAAUAACACCUUAGCUUUAGUACAGGAAGCUCCCCUUGUAAUUUCCGAGCAAGCUCAAGGGGUUGAAGAUGCGAUCCUAAGUCUGUAUGCAGUGGCAAUAGAACCUAGUGCGGUUCCACAUGUCGCCAUCGAAAAUGGCACAGAACUUGGUGAUUACAGGAACAUUGAAGACGGUCCUUCUAGCAGACAAUUUUCUGUGGCUGAGGUGGAUCAUCUUAAAAGACAAAGUGAAGUUGAGGAAGGCCUUAACUCUAAUCCCCGUCCAGCCCAUCAACAUGGUUCAAACCACAGGUUUACAGUCAUUGAACAUCCUCGUGAAGAUAAUAGCUUGGUUGCUGGCUCAGAGAAACCAGGUAUACAUGCAGAGGACAGUGUAAGUUUUCAACUGCGAGGAAAGGAGAACGUUACCUCCACGAAAGCUGAGGAUAAUGUAAAGAAGAGUUCUAUUGCGGAGGGAGAGGUCCCAGGUCUGAACGUGGAGACCACCGUGGAAGUCAUUUUAGAAAAUACGAGAGGUAGCAAGUCAGAAUUUGUUCACCCUCAGAACAAUACAGGCCCGUUUCUGGUCAAGCACGAUAAAGAGACCGUUCCGAAAGAGGUUCCUGCCUUGGAGAGGAACGCAAGCCUGAUCAAGAUUAUUGACCCUCAUUCAAAGCAGAAAAAUCAAGAGUUUAAACUCAUUCCCGAGUUUGACAACUACACUGUCAUAGGAGAAGAGGGUUCUGGGGGCUACGGCACUGUGUACAGAGUGAUGAACAAUACGACGGAAAGAAUAUACGCCAUGAAAUGUCCCCUUUUGAAAACGCACCCAUCGUGUGUAGACAACGAAAUUCGCAUGCUUCAACAGCUCGGAGGCAAAGAAUGUGUAAUAAAGUUCGAGAAAGUCGUCCCGGGACGAUUUAGAACUCUCUCAGAUUCUGGUGAAAAGUUAUCAGAGUGCAAGAGCAUACUUCUCGAAUUUAUGGAGCAUGAUAAGCCAGAGGUGUUGAAGAAAGAGAUAACUGUUGAGGAGCUACGAAAUUACUGUGUGUGCCUCUUCAGGGCUCUUGCACACAUGCACAGACUGAGAAUUAUGCAUCUGGACGUUAAGCCUGGAAAUUUUCUCUUCUCCCGGGCCAAAAAGCGUGGUUAUCUUGUAGACUUCAAUCUAGCUCGGGAUGAACAAAAGCAUCCAAAGCGCAUCAAAAAGGUUCUACCCAGUUCUGCCCACAUCAUCGGCAGAAUUGACUCUACUAGAAGGUCUAUGAAACGACCUAGCGUGCAAGAUGUAGCUAGCACUCCUGUGAGCUUCUCUAAGCGAAGUCGAAUGUUGAUCGGAGCUUCUGGGACUCAAUUGUCAUUCGGAACUCCGUCGCCAGCCAAACCGUUAUCUACAGUACAUGAGCAAGGCAAUAAAAGGGUGGCACAUGGUUCUGCCGAUACGAGAAUAUCAUCCCCCAGACUCCCAGACCUGGUUCAAUCCAGGUCCACCACUCCCAUGGGUGCCCAUUCCUCCCCGAGGAUACCUGUGGAGUCGCCAAAGCUUAGACAUGAAUACCCUGACCAGGGUGUUCGAAGACAUCUUGAGGAAGCUGCAAAUGUGCAAGAGAAUCACACACUAGGUCCCAGGCCUCAAACUGGAUCUCGAGCAAUUUUGAAGUAUAUUCAAACAAAUGUAUACAAGCAACAACAACCUUCGGUAUUAAAUCAACAUCAAUCGUCUCUUCCUGCGUCACAAAGGAAAAGAGUUGCUGCGGUUCAAGAUAAAAAAAAGUCUGUACUUGACGGCCAUGUCCACCAGAUUCAUCAAGUUUUGCAACCAUCGAUCGCCAGACGGCCCAAAGCACCGACCAAACUCAAGGUCUUAAAUGAUCAACUAGUAAAGGACGGACCCUGCGUUGGAACGAAAGGCUACAGGGCGCCGGAGGUGCUGUUGAGAUCCUUGAAGCAGUCAACCAAAGUGGAUAUCUGGUCAGCUGGUGUCAGCUUGUUGCAGUUGCUGUCAGGCAGAUCACCAUUUCCGUCCACAAGCACAGACGGGGCGCUGAAGGACAUAGCUAAAGUACGAGGAUCAGAUAAAGUUUUGGCUCUAGCAACAAGACAUCAAAGACAACAUAGCAUCUCCAAGGAGUUGUGUGCGAUGAGGUAUCCACCUAUCACUUUGAAGGAAUGGUGUGACAAACAUUCGAGAAGACCAGAAUUGAAGGGCAGAGUACCUGAGGAACUCUACGACUUACUCGAAAAGUGCUUGGACGUGGAUCCGGUAAACAGAAUCACGGCCGAUGAAGCAUUAAGUCACCAAUUUUGCUGCACCCUCGAGAAGGAGCCUUAGAGACUUAUUCUAUUCUCUAAAUAUUCACCCAUUUGUACAGUACGUGAGGUCAAAAUCCUUUUAUUCUUUCAGCGCGCCGCGCUUGUUCACAGAUCGAUAACCGAGCACCACUUCCUCUGUUUCUCAAGAAUGCUCUACUUCCUCGCUGUCCUGAUCAUAUCUAACGCUUCAGCGAAACUGAUGCGAAUUUCUCUUUCAGAUGAGAAAUCUGUAAUAUCAAAUAAAAGACCCAAGGAUCAAUACUGCAUCAUAAGACCGUGCGUUCCAAAGAUUUGAUU